Nestor notabilis (Kea) is the source of this 1159-nucleotide messenger RNA. RefSeq names its product nucleoporin like 2 (gene NUP42). Lineage: Eukaryota; Metazoa; Chordata; Aves; Psittaciformes; Psittacidae. Gene Ontology annotation, cellular component: nuclear envelope. Gene Ontology annotation, molecular function: nuclear export signal receptor activity. The annotation marks the transcript as partial. The record is from RefSeq and is a predicted model, not a curated record. The transcript has 6 exons.
AGGAGGAGGUGGAGGAGGAUGGGGUAGCACUAACCAGAGAUACACUAAUGUUAUCCAGCCAUCUACCUUUAAGUCUAAUGUGUGGGGUGGCAGCAGAGAUUACGGAAAAGGACUUUUCGUCUCCUCUGGCUUUGGAUCAUCAGGUGGCAGCAGCGGAAAUGGAGACUUUUCACAGAACAGAUUUGCUGUAUUAGUGAACAGUCAAAACGUUGGUGAUGGCUACAAAGAUGAAGAGGAGAGACUUCUUGAAUGUGUAGUGAAAGACAUGGAAAUUUGGGAAUCUUCAGGACAAUGGAUAUUUUCAUCUUAUUCACCGGUGAAAGAAAAGUUGAAUGUCUCAGGCUUUCGAGAUUUCUCACCAGAAGAGUUGCAUCUGGAGUAUUAUAACUGCAGAGCAAACAAUAACAUUCAGAACUAUAUAAAUUCUGUCCAACAGUUAGCAGAACAAUGGAAAACUCGGCUGCAUCAGUUAAAAGUUUUAAAUGCAUCAACAAAAGCAGCCUUGCUCUCCGAACUAAAGAACACAGUCACUCAAUCAUUGCCUGCCUUUGGAUUUGGAGGACAGCAGUCAUUGAACUUUGGGUUGUCAAGUUUUCCAGUGAUCAGCAGCAGUAGCAGUGUUAGCAGUUUCUCCUUUAAAACAAGUUCCAGUCAUGUCAAUGCAUCGUCUGGAAACACCCCUGCUUUUGGGAGCCCUUCUGCUGGUUGUAAUCCUCCUGCAUUUGGUGCGACGUCCUCUCUUAGCGUAUCCCAGUCUGUUGGUUUUGGCAGCCCAGCAGCUCCAUCUGCAGCCUCCUUCUCAUUUAAAACUUCUGAAACAAGUGGUGGUUUUGGAACUUCUGGGUUUUCAGGGUUUGGCACUACUUCUGCUGUGAACUCUUCAAACAUCACUCCACUUAAAGUCUUUGGAGAUUUUAGUGCGGCAGUAGCAACUUCUCCGUCACAUUCAGGCAGUACUCUAUUUGGACAGACUGCCAGUGCCUCUGGACAGACCUUAGUGUCAGCGCCUUCUGCAGUCACAAACAAUACUGCAUCAGAAAAGUUAUUUACACCAAAGAGCGAACUGUCAGCAGAAGACUUGAAACAAUUUGAAGCAAAAAAGUUUACAAUUGGAAAGAUUCCUCUUAAGCCACCACCAUUAGAACUCUUAAAUAUUUAG